GGUUUUUUAAGGAGGUUGGAAAGUAAGAUUUAAUAUUAAGAGUUGAAGGAAAUUAACUGUUGACAGGGGAAUGCGGGAUGGAGUAAGUUGGGCUGUAAAAACGGUAGAAAACAGGGUAAGUGGGGACGAGAAUCAAGAGCAUAAAAGUGGAUGCUGAGAAACGUGGGACUACUACGAUGCGGAGAUUUGUAGCCAACAGGUUGGUCAAAACAGCAGCAGCCGCGUCUCUUUUCUCCUCCAACAAAACCACCACCACCACCACAAGCAGCACGCCUCUUCUUUCUCGCUUCCUCACAUCAUCCCCUCCUCCAAAUCCAAUCAUGCCUUCUCACUCUAUCACUCUUGAUUUCAUCAAUCCCAAGGUUAUUGAAUGUGAAUAUGCUGUCCGCGGUGAGAUUGUUAAUCUCGCUCAGAAAUUACAACAAGAACUAGUUGAUAAGCCCGGUUCUCACCCUUUUGAUGAGAUACUCUACUGUAAUAUUGGAAACCCUCAGUCUCUUAAUCAGCAGCCUAUUACCUUCUUCAGAGAGGUCCUUGCACUAUGUGAUCAUCCUGCCAUCUUGGACAAGAGUGAAACACAAGGUUUGUUCAGCGCUGAUUCUAUUGAAAGAGCUUGGCAAAUCCUUGAUCAAAUCCCUGGGAGAGCCACUGGUGCGUAUAGUCAUAGCCAGGGUAUUAAGGGGUUGCGUGAUACUAUUGCUGCUGGGAUUGAAGCUCGUGACGGUUUUCCUGCAGAUCCAAAUGAUCUUUUCUUAACAGAUGGUGCAAGUCCUGCGGUUCAUAUGAUGAUGCAAUUAUUGAUAUCAUCAAAGAAUGAUGGAAUUCUUUGUCCAAUUCCCCAGUACCCCUUGUACUCUGCUUCAAUAGCCCUCCAUGGUGGCACUCUUGUGCCUUAUUAUCUUGAUGAAGCAACAGGAUGGGGAUUGGAGAUUUCUGAACUUAAAAGGCAGUUAGAAGAUGCAAAGUCUAAGGGAGUCACUGUCAAGGCAUUGGUUGUUAUAAAUCCAGGGAACCCAACUGGGCAGGUACUUGCCGAGGAAAACCAACGAGAUAUUGUGGAGUUCUGCAAGGCAGAAGGUCUGGUACUUCUGGCUGAUGAGGUAUAUCAAGAAAAUGUUUAUGUUUCUGAAAAGAAGUUUCACUCCUUCAAGAAAGUUUCCCGGUCCAUGGGAUAUGGUGAUAAGGAUAUCCCAUUAGUAUCUUUUCAAUCUGUCUCUAAAGGGUAUCAUGGAGAGUGUGGAAAAAGAGGUGGUUACAUGGAAGUGACUGGUUUUAGUCCUGAGAUAAGGGAACAAAUCUACAAGGUGGCUUCUGUGAACCUCUGUUCUAAUAUAUCUGGUCAAAUUCUUGCAAGUCUCGUCAUGAGCCCUCCCAAGGUGGGAGAUGAGUCUUAUGAGUCCUAUACCGCAGAGAAAGACGGAAUUCUUUCAUCCUUAGCUAGACGUGCAAAGACACUAGAAGAUGCCUUCAAUGGUUUAGAAGGCAUUACAUGCAACAAAGCGGAAGGUGCAAUGUAUCUUUUCCCACGCCUUCACCUGCCUGAGAAAGCAAUAAAGGCCGCAGAAUCUGCAAAAACAGCACCAGAUGCAUUCUAUGCUCGCCGCCUCCUUAAUGCCACUGGCAUUGUUGUUGUUCCUGGAUCCGGGUUCCGCCAGGUUCCUGGAACUUGGCAUAUUCGAUGCACGAUAUUGCCUCCAGAGGACAAGAUUCCAGCUAUCGUUGAGCGGUUGACUGAGUUCCAUAAAGGAUUUAUGAAUGAGUUCCGUGACUAAGAGUCUAUGUGUCCUGGAUUUUUUCCCUGAAUAAAGUGUUGCGCCAAACUGUAUUAUUCUUGGUAAUAACUAUUUUGUUUUUAUCAGUUUUGAGACCAUACUGUAGCAUAACUAUAAAGUUAUGACAGAAUCCUGAGACAAUGUUAGACCAUCUCUGUAUCAAAUGUUACUACUUUAUAGAGAAAGUUUGAUAUAUUGAAAAGCUGACUUUUUGGGAGCAA
This is a messenger RNA of Daucus carota subsp. sativus, 1993 nucleotides long. RefSeq names its product alanine aminotransferase 2. Gene Ontology annotation, molecular function: L-alanine:2-oxoglutarate transaminase activity; pyridoxal phosphate binding. The record is from RefSeq and is a predicted model, not a curated record. Lineage: Eukaryota; Viridiplantae; Streptophyta; Magnoliopsida; Apiales; Apiaceae. The transcript has 15 exons. Gene Ontology annotation, biological process: biosynthetic process. The coding region runs from base 177 to 1772 and encodes 531 amino acids.